Messenger RNA from Labrus bergylta (ballan wrasse), 1826 nucleotides. The record is from RefSeq and is a predicted model, not a curated record. Lineage: Eukaryota; Metazoa; Chordata; Actinopteri; Labriformes; Labridae.
UUUUCUUGAAGUUUUCUUUAUUUGCCCAUGAGAUGUGAGGAAUUGUUUCCAGUUUAAUCUAAUCAAAGGUAAUUGGCUAUAGGACUCAAAAGUAUGCUGCAGAAUUGACAAUAUUCCAGAUAUGCUUUUGAAUUGACCCCUGGCCUUCAUGAUAUCCUAAACUGUGUUUUUCCCCAAACAGGCUGAUAGCCUAUAGCCUAAUGAAAGAAAAUGUCUUGUUCUUUUCUAAAUGACCUGAUUAUUAAAUCAAGAGGACACUGCGCACUGGGCCAAGGUCUUUACCCAACCAAAAAGAGUCAGCAGGCCUCACAAAAGGCCCAUUCAGUACUCAGAAACCCAGACCAACACUGCCACGUCAAAAAUGUUUGAGCAUGCAACACUGAUGAAAAACGUGUUUUAGGCUACCCUAAGAAAACUGUGACGACCAGGUAGGCAAUAGGGCAGGCGACAACAACACAUGGAGUAAUGUAACUGCUGCAGAAUGUCCUGUCCUUAAUUACCCUUCUUAUUUUAGUUGCAAAUUAAAUAGUUUAUAUGCAAGGUGUGUCUGAGGACCAGUAUAAAUACAUGCCGAUAGAUUUUUUUCUGCUUUCCCUAUAAAGGUGCAGAGAACGUAUGGAGGACACAGAUUCUACAAAAGGAAUUUGAACUUUGAGGGAAAACUGCAGUGUGACGGGGAUCGAUGGAAGCUGGAGAAGCACCACGUCGCUCUACAGUUCCAGCCCACAGAGCAGGAAGGCGGUGGAAACGUGGUCAUCCUUUUUCUAGAAGAACCUUGUCCUCCGUUUUUGUUGCUGCCGCCGGGUUUUGGUUCUUCCUAGUAGUCUUCGUCCUUUACAUCCUAGAACAGUCUGACUACGAGGAGACCCGCUCGGCCACGCUCCUGAUCUGGGCGCACCCGUUCGGUCGGUACAGCAAACUUCCCGACUGCCUCGCGCUCUUUCAGAUUGGAGGGUGCACGAUCACAGAUGACAGGAGCGCGUACCCUUUGGCUGACGCUGUCAUCAUUCACCACCGGGAGGUUGCUUCAGGCGCCGUGCAUCUGCCAACGGAGCCGCGGCCAGGUGCGCAAAAGUGGAUUUGGAUGAACUACGAGUCUCCUGCGCAUACGCCCAGACUGUGGCGUUUUGAUGGCGUUUUCAAUCUCACGCUCACCUACAGGGCGAAUUCGGAUAUAUAUCUUCCCUACGGGAAUGUGGUCCCUACAAUAAACAGAAGACUCGACAAGAACAACUUGACACAAACGCUCCACGCGCCCGCGCGCUCUCAGCUUCUCCGGCCCCGCCUCCUUGCCUGGGUCAUCAGCAAUUGGUCGGAGUCUCAAGCGCGCGUGGCUUUUUACCACAAGCUCCGUCGGUACAUGAGGGUGGAUGUGUUCGGACGAGCAGGCCGAGCGUUACCGGGGGACAGCGGAAAGGGCAGUGUAGUGCGCAUGCUCAGACAGUACCAGUUCUACCUGGCGCUGGAAAACUCCCAGCACACUGACUACAUCACAGAAAAACUGUGGAACGCGGUCCUGGCCGGGGCCAUCCCGGUGGUUCUUGGUCCGUCCAGGCAGAACUAUGAGCGCUUCCUGCCUCCCGAGGCCUUCAUCCACGUGGGUGACUUCCCCACAGUGCGCGCACUGGCUAAGUACCUGCUGAGACUGAGUCAUCCGAACAGGCUGAGACGGCACCUGGACUGGAGGGAUGGUUACAGCCUACAUCAGAUCUCCUUCUGGGCUGAGCAUUACUGCACAGCCUGCAGGGCAGUGAGGAGGACCAGGGGCAGGACACAUGUAGUCAGAGACCUGAAAAGAUGGUUUUAUUCGUGAGAAACGCCUGGAA